UAGACACCGGCUGGAAUGCGGACCCGCCCGCUGUACAAUGCAUCAAUAUUUGCGCAUAAAGGCGUAGAAUUAUAGUCUCAUUUAUCAGAUGUGAUCAGGCAAUAUUAAAUAUCGCUAACUGUUUUAAUAGAAACAUCGAUUACAUUUUAUAGUGUAGUUUUUCUAGGUAGCUCAUAUUUUGCAGACGGCCCCUUAGCUUCAGUUUCACUAACCAAUUCAACCAAACCAUCCCAGCAUACCUCGCGUGUGCAACGGCUUCUGCCUUUAUGCUCAUUUAAAUAUUUUGAAGGCCUGUUCUGGAUUAACAGGUCAAGAGUCUGGACCACAUUGGAUUCUCCUACCAUUACCGUGCAAAGCACCUUAUAUAGUCAAACAAAACACGGCGUGUGAUAGAAGCUACCUGCUGAAGCUAGCUAACGUUGGCUAGCAAGUGAGUUCGGGACUAAACGGGGAGGCAGCUAGCUACGGAUCUGAACAAGACUUCGUAAUCAGAUGGAACUGGAGUCGGGAAGAACCGAACUUGGAGCUAUGGGAGAUUCGCUUCAACCUCAAACCCCAAGUCGACACGAGAAGAGUCUAGGAUUGCUUACAACAAAAUUUGUAACUUUGCUACAAGAGGCCAAGGAUGGAGUUCUAGAUCUGAAAGCAGCAGCAGACACCUUAGCUGUAAGACAGAAGCGCCGCAUCUACGACAUUACGAAUGUGCUCGAAGGCAUCGGAUUGAUCGAGAAGAAGUCCAAGAACAGUAUUCAGUGGAAGGGUGUUGGUCCUGGCUGUAACACACGGGAGAUAGCCGAUAAGCUCAUUGAUCUGAAGGCAGAGCUGGAUGAUCUGGACAAGAGGGAACACGAGUUGGAUCAGCAGAGGGUCUGGGUCCAGCAGAGCAUCAAGAACGUUACAGACGACUCACAGAAUAGCCCUAUGGCUUAUGUAAAACACGAAGACCUAUGCAGUGCAUUCAAAGGUGACACCCUCUUAGCAAUCCGUGCUCCCACAGGCACACAGUUGGAGGUGCCCAUACCGGAGUCUGUAAUGAAUGGACAGAAGAAGUAUCAGAUCCGUCUCAAGAGCUCAGCAGGACCCAUUGAGGUUCUUCUAGUAAACAAGGACCCGUCCAGCCCGUCUCCAGUGGUAUUGCCCGUCCCCCCACCAGAGGACAUGCUCCAGAGCCUGACAGUGCCUGCUGCUGCAAACCCAAAACCAGCACCUGCUGCCUCCUCCCAGCCCAACCAGCCUCUGACCCCCUCCUCCAACCCCAGUUCUGCCACACUCUCACCUGCUUCCACAGCUACUACCAACCAGGCAGUCACCACCGCAGUGUCUAGCAAAAACGUCAGCACACUGACUGUUUCCACACCCACUACAAACACAACUGCCCAACCGACAACUCUGUUGGACACCCAGCUUCUCCAGUCCUCUGCCUCAUUGGAUGGCUUCUCUUCCUCAUCUUCAGCAAUCUUUGGACCAAUCAAGACUGACCCCUCAGAACUGCUGGAUUUCCCCAAAGAACUUUCUGAUAUGUUUGACCCAAGUAAAGAGAUCAUGAGUGCAGACCUGUUGGAGGAGUUGAUGUCUUCAGAAGUGUUCUCUCCACUCCUCCGUCUGUCUCCCCCGCCGGGUGACCACGACUAUAUCUAUAACCUUGACGAAACCGAAGGCCUUUGUGACCUCUUUGAUGUUCCUAUCCUUAAUCUUUGACCUCUGAGCUGAGUUCCCAAUAGUGUAUUAUGUAAGGAAAUCUAAGAACAAAACAUGUUGACCAUUUUUAUAUGGGAAAAAAACAAAUGAGUGAUUUUAUUUUUGGAUCCCUAUGUAUUAGAAGAUUUUUCUGUGUAAAAAAAACAACAAAAAAAAAACAAGUGUUAGUCUGAUGCUCUUCUUUCUCUUACCCAAAUCGUUCCACUUAACAUUGGCAGCAAAUGUUUCAGGGUGUAGUGGCUCUAGGUUAGAUGAAAAGGGGGGAUAAAGAAAUAUUGUCCUCUCCAAACUGAACUGAUGAUCUCUCUGGUGAAAUUCCUUUCUCAUGCUGGUCUGUGAUGAGCUAUAUUCCCUCCUUCCAUCUAUGUUUUGAAGUAGGUUACAAACUGGCAAAAGCAGUCAUCAUCGCGUUCUGAUCCUCAUCAACACAGUGUCAACGGAUUCAGAGACACCCAGGCAGCUGAACACACUCGUACAGUACGUGUGAAUGUGUACACACACAGCUGAUCAAAUAUGCACUGUUCUGUGUAUAUAGAGAAUAUAUAUAUUUUGUAUUACCAGCAUUUGUGGAGUUAAAUGUGUAAUGAACUACAUGUGUGAGACCGCAAUAGUGAACCAGGGUUCCAGACGAAGACAGGAUAAGCGAAGGUUUUGAGGGGUUUUAGGUGUAAUGCACAUUGAAUUAACUGCAACACAUCUAUCAUUCAUCUUGGUCCCCUUGCCUUUGUCGUUGUUGUUUUUCUUACCCGUUUCACUCACUUUACAACAUUAUCUGCGGCACUCUUGGUUUGUCUUACAAUUAUUAUGUAUAUAAAUAUUUUAUUUAGUCUAUGUAAAAUAAUGUUUGUAGCUGUUAAAAAAGUACAUGAAAAACAAUCAUUAAUUCCUAUAAAGUAUGGUAGCGUUUUGAGUGUUGUCUAUUGUCUUUGUAUAUGUUGCUCUGAUCCGUGUUCAAUAGAAUUGGUCCCCCACAUACUUUCACAGUGACUAUGGAAAUGUAGUGUGAGAGAAUAGUUGUUCUUAAUUUCAUUCUGUUCAUUUUUGUUUUAUUUCCUUCCCUAAAGCAUUUAUUUUGUAUACCUGUCAGAUAUAUUACCGAUUUGGGUGUAUAAAAUAUAUUCUCAAAAUACGA
Molecule: messenger RNA, 2830 nt
Organism: Oncorhynchus gorbuscha (pink salmon)
Lineage: Eukaryota; Metazoa; Chordata; Actinopteri; Salmoniformes; Salmonidae
Gene: e2f4
Product: E2F transcription factor 4
Exons: 10
Coding region: 493-1698 (401 amino acids)
Biological process (GO): regulation of transcription by RNA polymerase II
Cellular component (GO): RNA polymerase II transcription regulator complex
Molecular function (GO): protein dimerization activity; RNA polymerase II cis-regulatory region sequence-specific DNA binding; DNA-binding transcription factor activity, RNA polymerase II-specific
Source: RefSeq, a predicted model, not a curated record